GAGAACGUUCUGCUCCGGAAGUGUUGUCAGAGGGAGACCACGCCCUGUUGUUGUUGUCGCCGCUGUCACCGCUCGGUAACAUGAAGUGGAUGUUUAAAGAAGAUCACGCACCCGAACACAGGUGUAUGGAGUCCGCCAAAAUCCGAGCCAAGUACCCAGACCGUGUUCCGGUAAUCGUGGAAAAAGUCUCCGGCUCGCAGAUCGUGGACAUCGACAAGCGGAAAUACCUGGUUCCGUCUGACAUCACGGUGGCGCAGUUUAUGUGGAUAAUCAGAAAACGCAUCCAGCUGCCAUCGGAAAAGGCAAUCUUCCUGUUUGUAGACAAGACUGUGCCUCAGUCUAGCCUGACCAUGGGACAGCUAUACGAAAAAGAAAAGGACGACGACGGCUUUUUGUACGUGGCUUACAGCGGGGAGAAUACAUUUGGCUUUUAACCCUAUUUAUUUGUGACUCUUGUACAUAAUGUCAGUGGUUUUGUUUUACCAUAAUGCAUAACUAUCCACCCUAGAGGUUUAGCUCCAUAGUAACCGGACGGCGUGAGCCGACCGGUCCUUGAUUCUCCUGUACGUCUGUGUCUAAAUAUUUAAUGUAAAUUAUUUAAUUUUCUUUUCGGCUUUAUGAAGACAUCGCUUUCCCCGCCAGAGACUCGCAGCGCGUUGGGAAUAGGGAAUGCGCUGCUGGGCUCUUUGGCAGUGGAAGGGGUUUGCAAGUGCGAGGUGAGAUAGGAUUAACCAAACCACAUCUGUAGCAUUCAUAAGUAUCUGGAUUAUUAGUUAUAGGUAUCAGACUAUUAGUGAUUGGUAUUGUUACUCAGUAAUUACCGAGAUGUAACUAUGCACCUUUCCUGCAAAUAAAACAAUUCAGUACAUUAA
Pseudophryne corroboree (corroboree frog) is the source of this 872-nucleotide messenger RNA. RefSeq names its product GABA type A receptor associated protein like 2 (gene GABARAPL2). Lineage: Eukaryota; Metazoa; Chordata; Amphibia; Anura; Myobatrachidae. The coding region runs from base 81 to 434 and encodes 117 amino acids. Gene Ontology annotation, molecular function: ubiquitin protein ligase binding. Gene Ontology annotation, biological process: macroautophagy; autophagosome assembly; autophagy of mitochondrion. The record is from RefSeq and is a predicted model, not a curated record. Gene Ontology annotation, cellular component: autophagosome; autophagosome membrane; cytosol. The transcript is spliced from 4 exons.